Messenger RNA from Scedosporium apiospermum, 1785 nucleotides. Its product is annotated as FAD binding domain-containing protein. Bases 1 to 1785 code for a protein of 594 amino acids. The transcript is spliced from 4 exons. The record is from RefSeq and is a predicted model, not a curated record. Gene Ontology annotation, molecular function: FAD binding; oxidoreductase activity. Lineage: Eukaryota; Fungi; Ascomycota; Sordariomycetes; Microascales; Microascaceae.
AUGGUCUCCGCAUCAUUCAAGCCCCACGUUCCAUUUCUAUUCACCCAGUUAUUACUAUCCUUCUCUACCGUCAUCCAUGGACGGAAGAACUGUUCACCGCAAUCAUGCAAAGUCAUCCCCGGAGAUGCUAACUGGCCAUCGCAGGCCUCUUGGGCCCGCUUUAAUGAAUCGCUUGGAGGAGGACUGCUUCAACCAGCUCCACCAGGAGCUGUCUGUCAUCAGGGACAGCGAACCUACGACCCAGACCAAUGCCCAGUCGUCGUCGACGGAUGGUCAAGCUACGAGUUCCACGCAGAGCACCCCACCUCCUCCCAAUGGAACCAGUUCAGCAAUGACUCCUGUCUUCCUGACCCAAGUUAUCCGUGCGACGCUUCAGGAUAUCCUACAUUCGUCGUGAAUGCCACCGAGACCAAGCACGUCCAGGCCGCCGUCAAUUUUGCCCGCAAAAACAAUGUGCGCCUCAUUGUCAAAGCCACGGGCCAUGACUUCCUGGGACGGUCCAUCGCCCCUAACUCUCUCUCUAUCUGGACCCACAACAUGAAGGGUCUGGAGUACCACGAUGGAUCGUUCCAGCCACGGGGGUGCGAUGAGGCUAUCAAGUCCAAUGCCGUGACAGCUCGCGCCGGCACCCAGAUGAUCGACGUGCAGACCUUCCUCUCUUCGAGGAACCAGGUCGUCGUGGGCGGUAACUCGAAGAGCGUCGGUGUUGGUGGCUACCUGACGGGUGGAGGCCACUCGAUUCUCGGCCCCCAGCACGGACUUGCGGUGGACCAUGUGCUCGAAGUGGAGCUUGUCACUCCAGAUGGGGAGGUUGUUGUUGCUAAUGAGUGUCAGAAUGAGGAUCUCUUCUGGGCUGCCCGCGGUGGCGGCGGUUCAACCUUUGGCGUCGUUACCUCCGUCACGCUGGAAACCAUCCCCAGUCCCCCAGUAGUCCACCUCACCCUUGCCCUCUUCGCCCUCCCCGACACCCCUCAGCUCGCCGAAUACCAAGCCUUCAUCCUCUCCAAAUUUCCUUCCUGGGCCGAAGCCGGCGUAGGCGCCUACAUCUUCAUCGCCAACAACAUCCCCAACACCUAUUUCCCCGGACCCCCCGACUUCCUCAGCGGCCUCAUGGGCCUCGCCCUCCUCCCCGGCGCUGUCAACGCAUCCGAGAUCUACGCCAUCCUCUACCCGGCCAUCGAAGAAGCGAAGAUUCGCUUUCCCAACACGAACGUCACCGUGGUCGCGCAGCCAGAGACUUUCGAUUCGUUCCAAGGCUGGUGGGAGAAGUACUUUGACUCCGGCGAUGCGGGUUACAGCUCGUAUUUAUCCUCUCGUCUCUUCGAUAAUGAAACUCUUUCGGAUGUGGACUCGGUCUCCGCCACCUUGAAGGAGUACCUUCAGCCUUCUGGCAUGGUGCUAACCCAUCUUGUUGCCGGUAAGGGGGUGAGGGAGGCUAAACCGAGGGGCGGAGGCACCUCUGUUAAUCCUGCGUGGCGGAAGUCGUAUGUCCACCUCGUGAGGGGUCAGACCUUUGAGUCGCACAAUGAGACGGCGAGGAUUGAGGCGAAAGAGGCUGUUGAGAGGAGUAGCAAGAUCUUGGCGGCGCUUUCUCCUAAUACUGGCGCGUACUUGAACGAGGCAUCCAUCUUUGAAGAGGAUUGGCAACACACGUUCUGGGGCGACAACUACGAGCGUCUGCUCAAGAUUAAGCGUCGAGUCGAUCCAAAGAAUGUGUUUGUGUGCCAUCCUUGCGUCGGCAGCGAGGGCUGGGAGGAAGUCAACGGAAGACUAUGCAAGGUCUAA